AAAAUACGGACGUAUGGCAACCCUAGUAUUAUGUCUUUGGUUCAGCGUGUUGACCUGCUGCCCAUUCCCAUAGGAUAGUAUGCACCCUGACCCUCCACUGCUAGUGUUUCACGAGCUUCUGAAUGGACCAGUACUAUCCUUCUGCUGCUGCAUCUGCAGACACCGAGCUAUGGCGUACUUUAUAUUCCCAUCGUUACUGGCAACGGUGACCGGAUAAAACCACAACGGACAACAACCCAGUCUCAUAUAUAAAAUAUAAAAUAAAACACUUUUAAGCUUAGGUUAGGUUAGGUUAGUGUUGACAAAUGACAACCCCGUUGGGGUUUUGUGAUGGAAACACUGGCAACAUAGCGCCACUACGCCUCCCUGUCACACUCACAGUCUCGCAGCACAGGCAGCAGUCAGUAUUCCACCAAUAUUAGUGCAGUUGCCACAUCGCGUCUUUCAACGUCCAGUUUUGGAGGGAAAGUGGCAUAAAUGACCUUCAAAUGUGGCCACAGACUGAUUCUUAAGUAAUCUAGAGAUACUUGCCCUUCUGUUUUGAGGGUUAAAAAAAUUCAAGAUAAUACAUUCUCAAAACACAUCAGAAGGCAUGACUGGAAUUAUGGACUGUAUGGUAACUUAAAUUAUUAAAGAAUUUGUCCUUACCAAAAUUGAGGUAUAACAUUACAGUAUACAGUACUAUUGCAUAGGUGAUGGACUGAACUUCUUUUUUUUUUCUUUUUUAUCAAAUUGCUGCUGGAAUUGUUAAAACUCGCAUUACAUGAAGUUUAUAAUCACUAAGCAAUACAGCUUUUGAAUUCCACACACUAUAAUGAGUAAAUUUAAGCAGCUACACAGUUAUCAGAUUGGUGAGGAAGAACUUCACGUAUUUCGCUUGAGUUCAGUAAUAAACUCGAGCGGUAAAGAUACCCUGUGUAAGAUCUUUCAGUGGGGAUGUCAGAAACCUGAAGGAAUGUCCCUCAGAGAGUAUCUUGUGAAUUGUAAGGGGAUGCCAACUAAAAUAUUUCAAAGGAACUUCAACAAGGCACAAAUACACAAAAUAGAGACAGAUCACACUGGCAAAACAUAUGACAUCACUUUACUUUUUAUUUGUAUUCAGUUAGCGUGUGCAAACUUGGCACCCAAACACGACCCUAUCUGGUUAACUCACGAUGAUUCUCGACUGGAAUCUAUCAUCAAUGAUUUAAAACAACUUAGAAAUAUUGUGUUUCACAGCCACCUACAGAACAUGACACAAAAUGAAAUGGUAAAAAAAAUGGAGGAAUUAAGAAAUUUGCUGACAAAUUCUCUAAAAGUGGCUGGCUCACUGUAUCAACAACCAUGCGAGGAAAUUGAAGAACACAUCAGACACAUCAAUGAUCUGAUAAAUGAGACUCGUGACUCCCCUCUUUCUCCAGCUGCUCUCCAGUGGCACAGUAAGAACAAUGGUAUAGCUAUCGAUCACAUGAAGAUGAUAUUAAGUGACUCUGGUACAAGUGAACUUAGAAGAAUAUAUGAGAUGGAGUCUCAGGUAGACCCAGUCACAUUACUCACUGGAGGUAAGAGUCUGGAGAUAUCAUCAAUUUUCACAAAAAUAGAAAUGGUUUAUGAUACUCGGCAGAAGAUAAGCAUGGAGCCAAAUUAUGAAAAUAUUCUUGAUAUCAGAAACAGUGUUGGAAAGAAACCAUCUAUUAUAUUAGUGGAAGGAGUUGCUGGGACAGGCAAAACGACUCUGUGCAAACUGUUACUGUCUGACUGGUCAAAGCACAGUAAUUUAAUUUCUGGAUUAGAUCAGUGUGAUUUAUUGUUUCACAUCAGAUGCCGUGACUCUACCAUUACCAGCUUCAUGGAGUUCUUGUUGUCUCGACUACCCAAGACUUCACUUCAUUUUAAAGACGAGGACUUGAUCAAAUCUGUGUUGAGCUUAAAGGUCCUGGUUAUAGUAGAUGGUUUAGAUGAGCUCAACAGCUCUUCAAAGAGGCUGGUGAAUGAAUUACUUCACAAACACUUUAAGGGAAACACAGAGAACCUGCGUAUGAUCUGCACAACACGACCAGAGAGCAUUUCCGUCUUGUACAAGAUGGUUCCCUCAGGUGUUGAACUGUGUCACUUGAAGCUGGCUGGGAUUUCAAAGGACAGAAUGACUGAGUUUGUCACAAAGUUGGAUCAGGGGAUGAAGAGAAGCGGAAUGAGCACAAAAGAUACCGAAGGUCUUAUCAACUUUCUAAGGACAUCGCCUCGCCUCUCGGAACAUUUUCGCCUUCCACUUAAUCUGGUCCUAAUGACGUAUCUUUGGGUUGCACAUCCUAAUGCAGUGAAAUGGUUAACAUCUGCAACCAGUCUCUAUACUACUUACAUGAAGUUUACACAGGAAAAGCUGAUAGAAAGACUGAACAGAAAAAAACAAGAUUUGUGUGUAGAAAGUAUUGAAAAGCGAUACACCGAAUUCCUAGAAGCUUUGUACAGAGAAAGUUUAUUAGCAUUACAAAAGGAUAAAUUAUCCCUGGAAAGAGAAAGUAUAGAUCACUUAGUAGAUGUUUGCAGGAAGCUCCAUCUGCCAUCAGCCGAGUUAUUUUCUGCCACACUGACUCACAGGGAGAGUUACACACAAUCUGAGUAUUCGGAGAGAUUUAGUUUUCCUCAUAAAGGAAUACAAGAUUUCUAUUCCGCACUAUACAUCUUGACAACCCUAACCAAAACUGAUGUGGAGAAAACUAUUGAAAAUAUAACUAGAGGAAUAAAAAAGGCCUUGGAAACCAGAUACAUAUCUGCUGAUGUCUGCACAGAUAUUAUCAAGUUUGCUGAAAACCGAAUUUCUGCAGCAUUAAGUAAACCUAAAAGUAUAUAUGAGGUUAUUGAGGAACUAAACCAGGAGGAACAAGAGGAACUGCAUCUCAAUAAAUACCAGAAUAUAUUAAUGCAUCUAGCGGGCCUUUUAACAAAGAAGAGCAACAUGUUAGAAAAAUAUGCAGAAGAAAUAGUGAACUUUUUAGUAAAAUCGGGAGUCAGAAACCCAGAGCAGUGGCUAAAUGUGUUAACUGAGGCAGAGUGUAACCCUGUGCUGGCAGAACAUAUUAGUAAGGUCAUCUUCAAAGACCGUUGGAAGGUAAGGGACGGGAAUAUUCAAGCUGCAUCUGCGCUUUUGAAAUUUGUUAAGGUGGAAAACAUAGAGUUGGACAUCAGUAAUGACCCUCAAAGUCUUCCAGGUUUUGUGGAACUUUUGCAUCAGGUUUCUCAGUUUGAAUGUGUCAUCCAGCUUUACCUUCACCACCACUGGCGUCACAUUGAGAUGGACUGCUCUGACGACUUCCUCAACCACCUCAAGGUCCAGCAACACCACACUGGAUUACAAGUGACAAAGAUCAUGGUGUCUGUUAAGAACAUCUCUGUCCUCUUUCCUACGUUAGAUAUCCUCUAUCUAGGGAUUGGGAAAGAGUAUGUAGAGAAUACAGUUGAUUCCCCAGACUACCUCACAACCAGGAUGACUAAAUUACAAUUCCUCUACUUGCAUGUGCUGGCGAGAGUACCAUUAGAGGUCCUUCCACAGUUACCCAAGAAGAUGUUGAUGGUGGAUCUGUGGUUCUCAAGUGUGAAAGAUGAAGAUGUAGAGUGGGUGGGGAAAGCGACUCUCAAACUACAGGGAGUGAAAAUUAUCUUCUGGAGUAUCAGGUUCCCAAGAAGUGAACUUACAGUAAAUGGAUGUAAAUUACUGGCAACUCACUUGGAGGGAGUUCGUCUGGGUAUGUCCGGAGUGCAAGUUUCCUCCUCCAGAAUCAAAGCUGUGGAGGUUGAGGAACUAAACCCGAUAUUUUUGAUGAAAUUAAGAAGCACACUCAAACUAAUCAGUGAAGCAGACAUUUGGGAGUUAUAGAUUACCUCCAACUGACACCACCAUCUCUCCAACUAACAAUGGACUUGCCUUAACUUGAAAGAAGUUUGUCAAACUUAGGUUACAGAGUCAAUGAUGCAGAAGUUUGGGAAUUAUAAUCACCUCAAGAUUAUUUCCAAGUGACAAGAGGAUCUCCAGCCAACAUGCAUCUCCCUAUUGGACCAUAAUGCCUACCAUGGCUUGGAAUUGGUCAACUUUCCUUGUGUUGGUCUUGGGAACAAUAUCUAAUUGUCAGUUUGAAUUGUACAGUAUGACUUUUAAGUCUCCUAUAGGACUCCUAGAAGGCCUAACCAGUGUUGGAUGAUGUCACUGAGUGCUGGUGUGAGUCACAGAGACAACUGGUGCCUCAAACGUGAUUUAUUUCUCUUUGAGCCCAGUGGCACCAGUUUGAGUCAUACAACUCUCAUAAUUUUUAUAUAAACAAGUUUAGGGAAAUAGUUAUAAAGCUUCAAAUGCAUCUUGAUCACUACUGUGAUAUCCCUCUGAACAAUUUUUGACAAGCUAAGUUUAAGGUUAAUCAUCAUCAUUUUAGAGCCAUUUUCUGCACUUGCAUGAAUUACCUACUAUAACCUAAUGGAAGCUUUACAUUCUAUGCAAUCUUUCUUGUCAGGUUCUUAACUCGAAUGUUAUAUCUUACAACCUCUGCCCCUGGCUCUCCUCCCCAUAACAUUUAAACUCAUGCAUCUCUUGACCCAGUUGGUCUCAUCCAUUUAUCCACAUGCCUAAACUAUCCCAGCCUAUUUCUAUGUAAAAUAUUGUCAAUAUUAUCAAUAUCCAGCUGCCAUCUUAGCUCUGAAAAGGGAUUCCUAUUUUUCAGGGUCACAUUGUACAUCUACCUCACCAUCUCAUUUCAUCUUGUUCAAAUCUUUUGUAUAUAUAUAUGUCACCAUCACUGCUAUAAAACACCCAACUUCUCGCAUCAUUUGCAUAGAGAGAAGAUCUAGCCAUCGGUACAGUAAUGGUUGAUCUCUAUGAUAUACAGUCAACCCUCGCUUUACGCGGUCCCACAUUACGCGUUUCCACGUUUACGCGGUUCCCUGCCGAAACCGGAAUGCUCACUUUCCGCGGUGCGUGUACCCCUUUACGCGGAGAGCGGCGCG
Messenger RNA from Homarus americanus (American lobster), 4971 nucleotides. RefSeq names its product NACHT, LRR and PYD domains-containing protein 10-like. The transcript is spliced from 7 exons. Bases 815 to 3853 code for a protein of 1012 amino acids. The record is from RefSeq and is a predicted model, not a curated record. Lineage: Eukaryota; Metazoa; Arthropoda; Malacostraca; Decapoda; Nephropidae.